Molecule: messenger RNA, 4554 nt
Organism: Aspergillus homomorphus CBS 101889
Lineage: Eukaryota; Fungi; Ascomycota; Eurotiomycetes; Eurotiales; Aspergillaceae
Product: putative RNA-binding protein
Exons: 8
Coding region: 1-4554 (1517 amino acids)
Biological process (GO): post-transcriptional regulation of gene expression
Cellular component (GO): cytoplasm
Molecular function (GO): mRNA binding
Source: RefSeq, a predicted model, not a curated record
AUGGCAUUCAAAAACGGACUUAGUGAACGCCUCGACGAGCUGCGAUUCCCCUCUCCGCGAUCCCCUCCUUCCGAAUCCACGUUCCCUGGCUACAAUGCGCUUUCACCGAGCCAUUCCAACUUCGUGUCGGCAUUUUCGCGUCCAUCCCAUGAUGUGCGUGCCAAUCUCCAGCGCCGCUUCACUACAGAUUCUAGUAAAGUCUCGUCUUCGUGGACCUAUAUAAAUGGUGUUAGUGGCGGUGCGCAGGCACCGGAUCCUCUUGAUCUCCUGUCUUCGUUUGAGAAGAAACGUCAGCAUAUCGAAUACAUGCGCGAACAGAGACGGAGAUUCGAAGAAGACAUGAAACUCUUGGACCUGCAACACGAGAAGGAGAAGCUGGAAAUGGAUCAAAUUGCAAAGGACCUCGCCAAAGCUGGUUUAUCGGGACCGGUCAGUGAGCCGACGACACCGCCGGAAUAUCAUGAGAGCAGCCUUCCUGGCUUCACCCGUCCAACUCGCUUCUCAACCUCCAGUGUCACUUCAUCUCCUGGUUUCUUCAACGUCUUUGCACCAUCUCAAGUGACAACCCCUCCAAGCCAAGUCAGCCAUAGCUCUGCUCAGACUCCCACAAACCGCUUUUCUGUUCACUCAGUCCCUGGUUCUCGAAGAAAUUCGGAAAAGGAAGAAUUCAGCCAGGAGCCUGCCUCUCCCUUUCGCCCUGGACCAUCCAUUCACCGAUAUUCAAUGCCGUCAUCUGGGUUAGGCUCCCAAAUUCGCCCCAAUAUAACUUCCUUCGAACGCUCUUCAGGCCUUGAGUCUUUCAACGCCGCAAAGUACUUAUUUCACAACGAAGACGAUCGAUCAACGUUGAAGGACGACGACCGAAUUCCGACGCCUGAUAUCAAGAGUUAUCUUAAAUUGACAGACCCAGACGACAAAUUUCCUACUCUUUCACGACGGGACGAUUCAGGCUUGCUAUCUGCGAACUCGGACGCUCUAGACCUAGCGAACUCGCGCACCCCUAACCCUGAAACUUGGAACUCCCAUAGCCGUCACCGUACCUCGCACCAGAGUAUGCCUCAGAACGCCCUGAACAUGUUUCGUCUCGAACAGCUUGGGGCUUCUGCGGAAGACAUCCAUUCUCACUCAGCCACCCCUGCGCGUCACACUGCCAGGCACUCUCUUGAGGCUAACAUCCUCUAUACCGCUGAUGGCAACAAUGAAAGCCUGUCCGCCACAGCUUUAAAUCGACCUACUUCUCUGCAGUCCUCCUACUCAACCAACGACCUUCCUACGGUCAAAGGCGAUGCCUUCAACCCGGCCAUCACACCUCCCAGAACUCAUGCUGAGCAAUUCCAGCAGCACAAUGCCAGUUUGGGAAGGAUUCCCGGCACUAGUCCCACGAAUCGCCUACCCAAGGACUCACCUGAACACGAGGCAGCCACACUUCAGGGCACUCGAUCCCAGCCAAUCACUCUCCAAGCCAGUGCAGCCCCCUUCGGCCCGCAGCUCACCACUGGAGCCAGCACCGUUAACAGCAACAUGGCUGCGCCGACCACUCUGACACCCUUCCAGCAGCCUUUCUACGGCUACGGUAUUCAACCCUUCAUGGCUCCUGCACAGAUUCAGGCCUACAACCCGACGGCUCCCUUUAGUGGCUAUCCUGCCGCUUAUGGAAAUUUCCGCCUCGGAGAAGCUCCAGUCAAGGUGUCUGGCACGCGUCGGAGUGGUGACACGGACACCGCUCAGCUGUCUCGCUUCACAAACUUCCCGCUUGAACAUUAUCGGGGCGAGUUGUAUGGCCUCUGCAAGGACCAACACGGUUGUAGGUAUCUACAAAGAAAAUUAGAAGAGCGUAAUCCGGAGCAUGUUCAGAUGAUUUUUGACGAGACCCAUGUGCAUGUUGUCGAGCUUAUGACAGAUCCCUUUGGAAACUAUUUGUGCCAGAAACUGCUGGAGUAUUCCAAUGAUGACCAGCGCACGGCUCUUAUCAACAAUGCUGCCCACCAGCUAGUGAAGAUUGCUCUAAAUCAGCAUGGCACUCGAGCUCUCCAGAAGAUGAUUGAGUUCAUUUCAACUUCAGAGCAGACUCAGACAGUGAUCCACGCUUUGAAGGAUCAGGUGGUGGAGCUGGUUCAAGACCUUAAUGGAAACCAUGUUAUCCAGAAGUGCCUCAAUCGUCUUUCUGCAGAAGACGCCCAAUUCAUCUAUGACGCUGUUGGCGCCAAUUGCGUUGUCGUUGGGACCCAUCGGCAUGGAUGCUGUGUUCUGCAGCGUUGUAUCGAUCACGCCUCCGGCGACCAGAGGGCAAACCUUAUCCAUCAGAUCACAAACAAUGCCUUCGCGCUUGUACAGGACCCUUUCGGAAACUACGUCGUGCAGUAUAUUUUGGACCUUGCAGAGCCUUCUUUCACGGAACCGCUGUGCCAGACUUUCCGUGGAAACAUCCCCGCUCUGUCUAAGCAAAAGUUCAGCUCGAAUGUGAUUGAGAAGUGUUUGCGCACUGCUGAUGUCCAGGUCAGACGCCAGCUUAUCGAUGAGAUGCUGGCCGGUGCGGAACUCGAGAAGAUGCUUCGGGAUUCCUUCGCCAAUUAUGUGGUGCAGACAGCAAUGGACUUUGCGGAUGCUGAUACACGUACACGAAUCGUUGACUGUAUCCGCCCUAUCUUGCCAUCCAUUCGCCAAACUCCACAUGGACGUCGCAUCGCCGGCAAAAUGUUGGCUUCCGACGGCUCCGGAAGGGGCAGUGCUACCACCAGCGGCCAGGUCACGCCCAACGAGGUGAACUCGGCACAGCUUCCCGGCCCUUUGCAGAGUCCCACACAGAAGUCUUUCUUGUACCAACACAGCCCUUUUCCCGUUCCUAAUGUCGGUUCCCAGUUCGGAAAUCAGACCUAUGCAUACGCUCCUGGCUCCGUCACAGCCACUCACGCCGGAGCUGGCGACAACCCCAGCCAUUUCGCUUCAGCUAUGCAGCAGCCUGGUGGCAGCCACAGUACGCAGAAUCCAGCUCAAAUCUCUAGCCCCUCCAGCAUCGUCGUCCACGGCAUCUCCGCCACCUGCAAGACCACCAUCGUCCGCCAUGUGCUCGCCGCCCUCGAGAUCCCGCACGCCCUCGUCCGCAGCCCCGAGUGCAUCACCGGCCGCCACCUGCUCACCAAGAUCCUCUGGGCCACGUUGGAGGCGCUGGGCAAGCGCGACGAGUGGGAGAAGUACGGCAAGGGACGCUGCGAGCACGUCAGUUCCCUCGCCGUGCUGCUGAACGAAUGUCUCGCUUCUGUUUCUUCUUCCGUAUCGUCGACCGAGCCGGCCAAGCGCACCGACAAGUUCGUGCUGGUUCUUGAUGGUAUCGAUAAACAGAGGGAGGCGCCCCCUACGCUACUUCCUGCGCUGGCCAGAUUGGGAGAGGUGAUCCCCUCGCUAUGCGUCGUCCUCAUACUUAGCACUACUCCCCGGCCGCUGUUCUUACAAUCCGCCGGCGUCCCGCAUAUCAGUUUCCCGCCGUACACACGCAACGAAGCCACGGCAAUCAUCCUCCACGGCGGUCCGCCGCCCGUCACCGCCGGCUUGUCGGACGCGGCCGCCUCGACGCUCUACCCGCAUUUCGUGUCGGCCAUCUACGACUCCCUGGUCGGUCCGACAGCCAGCUCCAUCCCCAGCUUCCGAUCCAUCUGCGAGAAACUGUGGCCGCGGUUCGUGGCCCCCAUCACCACGGGGGAGAUCCCGCCGGGGGGCACGGGGGAGUGGGAUUUCACGCGGCUGCUGGUCAAGAAUCGCGCGCUCUUCCGGCAUCAGGGUGAGGGGGCGCUGGUGCAUCAUAUUGUCACUGAGGAGGAUGGGGAGGAUGUGUCGGCCGUCUCCUCCAGCAAGCCGAGAUCCUUGUCUGCCGCGUCGGCCCCCUCCCCGCUGCCCUCCCUACCGUACUUCCCCACCCUGAUCCUGACGUCGGCCUACCUCGCCUCACAUACCCCGCAGCGCCUGGAUACGAUCUUCUUCUCCAAGUUCUCGUCGACCUCGCUGUCCGCGCGGAACAAGCGCGCCCACCACCGCCGGCGGCUGAAGCUCCUUUCGCGGGCGCAGCUCGAGGAGGCUGCGUCGUCGACGGCGACACCGGGAAGCCGGAAAAAGGGCAAGCGCACCAAGACGAAGAUCACCAAGUCGACGCUGGAGUCGGCGUUUGCCACCUCGUCCGCGACGACCUCCGCGGUCGGCGGCGGUGGCGGUAUCACCGGCCCUUCGACCAUCCUCACUGCGCGGCCGUUCCCCUUGGAGCGGCUGGUCGCCAUCUACCAUGCCAUUGACCCCAACCCGCCCGCCAACCCGAUCCGGAUGGCGGCGGUGUCCGAUGCGAUCUAUGCCGAGUUGGCUACGUUGCGGCGGCUACGGUUGGUGGUGCCUGCGGCGGGUCGCGAGGGUCGUGUGGGCGCAUUGGGGUCUGGCGGGUUGAGUAGUGGGAAUACCACGUCGGAUGCGGGGGAAAAGUGGUGUGUGAAUGUAUCGGGGGAUUGGAUCGGGGAGUUGGCGAAGACAGUCGGCGUGGAGGUGGGAGAAUGGUUGGCGGGUGGUUUGGAUUAG